Messenger RNA from Linnemannia hyalina, 1536 nucleotides. The record is from the annotation of a GenBank genome assembly. NCBI's taxonomy places the organism in Eukaryota, Fungi, Mortierellomycota, Mortierellomycetes, Mortierellales, Mortierellaceae.
AUGUUAUCCCCACGCCCACCAAAGCAACCCGCCGAGCUAGGGCGAGAAGAACUCAUCCUGGAAGAUGGCGCUAAAACACCUCCCCGCAAAACUCGAGCGCGUACAGUCCAGAUUGUCGAAGAAUCAGUAGGCACACCGUCAGGGAAUCGGCGAAGCGACCGUUUGAGAAAAAAGAUGGCGGAUUAUGUCGGUCAUGGCGAAACUAUCACUACACCCCGAGGAUCCAGCAUUCAUUCUAUGUUUCCAAAGGAACUGGAAAAGUAUAUCCCCGCAUCGCCCAGGAGAGUUGAGCUCGACAAAUUCAAGCGGCGGCUGCAGUUCAAGAGUGGCGCCAGAAGCAGCCUCAUGAAGACAGAGGCAUACAAAACACUGGAACGCAAGGAAAAGGUUCGCGCCUUUCAUGAGGAUCAGCGGGGCAAAAGAUACAACGCCCAGUUCAAAAGUCGAGGCCUUUCAUUACCAGCCAUCUCGAAAACCAGGAAAACGAGUCUCGCGCUCCCCAGCAAGGAAGGCGAAGCACCAAAAGUGCAGUUUGUUGCCCGGCACAACCUUCGACCACGACCUCCAAGGCUGCCCAUUAAAGGAGUCGAUGAUCUGUCACUGACGGGAUCGGCAUCAUUGGAGUCACUCGAGAAGCGCAAGACACAGUACAAGCAGCUGAAGCUUCACGAGUCCGUCGAUUUUGUCAGCUGGAACGAGCGGGAUGAUGCUUGGCGUACCAAGCGUUUGGCCAACUACAUGUCUUCGUCAAAACUGGCGCGUGAGACGUCGCUGUUUAAGAAGCGCAAGCUUAGCAUCUGCGGUUGGGGCAAUCCCCAAAAGAAUCUGGGUAACUAUCUGAGUAUCUGCUGGGAAUACAACCCCGAUCUGGACGCGGACAAAAACCAGAAGUUACAACACCGACACCCAGCGAUUCUGAACCGAAACAACGACAAGGGCGCGUGUGUGGAAGCAGGAGUCAUUUAUUACCCGGAUGUGCUCACGGACACGGUCAACACCUAUCUUACAGGGUUCUGCUUCACGAUCCAGUCCGAACUCGCUUUGAAAUACGACAGGGCACAAAAGGAGUUGUUUGAUCAGGCGAGCGAACUUGUUCAGCGGUCGUUCUACCAGUACAACAUGGACCUCUCAUUGGAUUCCAGCUUGGACGACAACUUUACGGUGGAUAUUUUUUGCUCGUCCCAGCCUUCCGACGACCCAGCUCUGAUGACCGUUCGUGGAGUCACACAGUUUAUCUUCAUGAAGGGCUACAUUUACGUCGACAAGAUCUGCGUCUCCCAGGAGCACCAAAAGUCUGGAAUUGGAGCGAUGAUGAUGGCAAGGAUCGAGACACUGGCCACAUUAAGGAACAAGGACAUUCUCCUCUAUGCGCUCGGGCCGGUCGUCAAGGUCUACCAGAAGUGGGGCUUCCAAUAUUGUAAAGAAUGGCCUGCGAUUCCCAAGGACAUUGGCGUCAUCAUGCGCAAGCGGAUCCAUACCAAGGGUGUUGUCGACGACUAUGUUGGUCUGGAGUGGGACGGCACUUGCUUCUCGUAG